AUGGCUUCUUGUCUUUCUCCUCCCAUCUACACUCCCUCCAGUCCCACAAUCCAAUGCACUCCUUUCCUCCUCUGUCGUUACUCCCCCAAUCACUUCUUCUCUUUUACUGCUCAUCUUCACCGUUCAUCCCUACUGUUUCCCACUAGACCCAAUUCAUGGUAUCGCCGGUGCCGCGCAGCUAGUCCUGGUCCUCCGUCGCCGCCGGAAUCUGAUCCACCGACCGGAGACGAACCAACUUCGUCUUCAGGUCAGUUCGAUGACUCUAGGCCUCCCUAGGAACAAAAAUCAAAUGUUGCUGAGGUCCUCUGAAGCUCAGUUUUCACCAUCCUCUGCUGUUCUUGAAACAGGUAAUGCAGCAACUUUCUCUACAUUUCAAGACACUCUGCAGAUCUUAUUUGCUGUUCUGUUCUGGAUGUCCUUAUUUUUCUGGGCUUCUGCAUGGGAUGGGAGGAACAAUGGUGGAUCAAACAAAGGAUCUCGAUUUAGAUGAUGACUUUGUACGCAUUUGUUCUUGUAAAUAAUAAUCAAAGAAGAGUGUGUAUCAAAAUAAGUGGAGUAGAAUAGAUAUAUACGUAAAAGAUCUACAUGCUCUAUAUGAACAUCUCAUAUAGAUGAUCCUUGUUUCUUAUAUGAUGUUCAUUUUACUUUUUGAACCAUUUUCUGUAACAUUUUGGGACAUUAUUUGUCAGG
Molecule: messenger RNA, 690 nt
Organism: Ilex paraguariensis (yerba mate)
Lineage: Eukaryota; Viridiplantae; Streptophyta; Magnoliopsida; Aquifoliales; Aquifoliaceae
Source: the annotation of a GenBank genome assembly